UGCGUUUAAAUGCCCAUUCAAGUACUCUUUUCACGGUUAAAAGAAACCACCGACUUCAAUGCUGUCAUUAAAAUUUCGCCGCUAUUAAUUGAAUAACAAUAAUCGUAUCAUCAUCACUGUAAAACACACACACACACACACACACACAAACCCUCCUGCACCAUCAUCCCCCAGAUCCUCUCAAUGUCGUCGAACCCCACCACCGCUUACACCUCCAUCCCCACCACCCACCCUAAUCUCAUCUCACGCGCCCACUCCAUGAUCUCCACGCGCCGCCCCUGGCGCCAGUUUUUUGACCCAUCAGCCCUAACUCUCCCCCACAACUACACCGAAGCAAUGAACGGACUCAGACGAAAUGUCAACUACUUUCGAGUCAAUUACACUCUGGUAAUGCUAAUUAUACUGUUCUUAAGCCUCAUCUAUCACCCUCUUUCCAUGAUUGUCUUCUUGGUUGUGUUUGUGGCUUGGUUGUUUCUGUUUUUCCUUAGAGACGAUUCGAUUAUGUUGAUGGGUCGGAGCUUAGACGAUCGGGUUGUGCUUGCUGGGUUGAGUUUGGUUACUGUUGUUGCUUUGGUGUUCACUGAUGUUGGGACUAAUGUUUUGGUUAGUUUGUGUGUUGGGGUGGUGGUUGUUGGUUUACAUGGGGUGUUUAGGGGUACUGAUGAUUUGUUUUUGAGUCAAGAAGAGGCUGCUCAAGGCGGAUUGGUUUCGGUUGUUAGUGGGGAAGGAUUGCCUUCGACUUACCCUAUUCGUUGAUUUGUUACCAAUUGUCGUCUAAUGGCAGAAGUUAGGGCUUGUUUAAGUUAGUUUAUUUCAGUACCUUUUAGGCGUUGCUCUUUUUGCUGUGCUGGUCAAUGGGGUGAGUUGCGAUCUGUGUUUAAAGUCAUUUUCGAUUAUGAUGGAUAUUAUCUGGAAAAUGGUGCUUUAGGUUGCUGCUGGUUUGUGUAACUUGGAUCAAUUGAUAAACUCAGGGUUUCUUUGAGUUAGUUCCGAGACUCUUUUUCGGUUCUAUUGGUGCACUAGUCACUAGUAGUAGUAAGAGAGUGAGUCACAAGCUAAGGCUGAGGUCAUUUUAUGGUUGGUAUUAUCUGCAAAAGGCCGCCUUUAGCUGCUACUGGUUUGCUCAGCUCGGAAUUGUUGAGGUUUUAGUUGUCAUGCUGUAGUUGGUUAGGCGUGUCUCUUGAAUUUGUUCUCCAGCAUUGGAUAAGUGGAUGGUUAGGAUAUCCGUUUUGACAUUUUUACGAUAUUAGAUAUUUGCCUGUUCCUGUACGUCUUUUUCUGAAGAGGUAAGUUACUGCCGCAAAGUAAGCCUGCUUAUUUUGUUGGCUUCGAAGGGUUUAUCACAUUUCCUGUGUCAGUGGCGGGCAUGAUCGUCAUGUUCUAGUUUCAGUAUCUUUCAUUGUAUAUUUAGCUUAUUUCCAUGUACGUUGUCAUACUCGGAUGUUACUGACACCUUAUAGCACGGCUUUAUCUUCAAAAUUGUAAUUACAACAUUAUUUUGCAAGGGAAUCUAAGUUAAGUAGCUAAAUGAUAUAAUUUCUUUUAUGGAUGAUUUAUUCACUAUUGCUAGAUACAUAAAUUGAUAAGUACAUGCAUUUGAAAUGUUUUGGUUCAUUUCUUUGUGCAAUUAAGAUGACAUAAUAAUGAAUGCGAACCACAACACAUAUAUUGGUCACAAAAUUGUGCAGUAUCUCCGAAAUCAAUAUUCUUUGCAUCUUUAUCAUAUAUAUGGGAGAUUGGAAUAGGAGGGUUGUAGAAGGGUAUUGGCUUUAUUAUUGCUUGUAAAAUUAGGUGACAUUUGUUGUUGUUGCAUGCUUAUAAAUCUCACAAUCGCUGUACCAUGCUUGAUCUUGUUUCUUUAUCUCUGUAACGUUUUAUGGCUGUUGCUUGUCAUUAAACUAUUUAAGUUAAUCAUGUUCAAGGAGGAACUUUUAACUUCACUACCGUCCAUGUACGAUCCAUGCUGGAUCUGACCAACUGCCCAUCCUACCUCCUCUACGUUCUUGACAGCCCAUCUUUGUCUCAGUAGAGUCUUUCAGUGGCAUGUUUCGGUCCUCUUC
Molecule: messenger RNA, 2060 nt
Organism: Daucus carota subsp. sativus
Lineage: Eukaryota; Viridiplantae; Streptophyta; Magnoliopsida; Apiales; Apiaceae
Product: PRA1 family protein E
Exons: 1
Coding region: 184-756 (190 amino acids)
Biological process (GO): vesicle-mediated transport
Cellular component (GO): Golgi apparatus; endoplasmic reticulum
Source: RefSeq, a predicted model, not a curated record